AUGGCGCCCAAAAACUCCCGCCACUAUCUCCCAAUGAACUCAAUGCUCUUCAACAGCCAAACUUCCCUGCGCUCAUCGUCUCUCGCCAUCAAUCAGGACCCAGCCCUGGCCAACCUCCACGAGGCACAAGAUAUCACUAUUACCGCACUCCCGCAGCCCGUCGCUAAACAGCUGCCGACUACCGUCAAAAAGGUCACCUGGCGCCGGGUGCUCCGGAAGAUCAAGACCAUCUUCCGUCACAAAAGGUCAGUGAGCAUCGGCUCACCCACUAAAUUCCGGCACCUGGUGACGGGUGGCGUCGAGCCCCUUAGGACUGCACCUCCUCGCGCGGUAGUGGUUUCUGGUGCGAAGAGAGGUGCAGAAAAGGUUGACGUGGAGAAGGAUGGUGAUAGCGAUUGGGAGGAUGUCGAUUAG
Molecule: messenger RNA, 414 nt
Organism: Cucurbitaria berberidis CBS 394.84
Lineage: Eukaryota; Fungi; Ascomycota; Dothideomycetes; Pleosporales; Cucurbitariaceae
Exons: 1
Coding region: 1-414 (137 amino acids)
Source: RefSeq, a predicted model, not a curated record